AUGGAACUCAUGGCCAGUACAAAUAAUGUGACUGAGUUAAUUCUCACUGGCCUUUUCCAGGAUCCAGAAAUUCAGAGAGUGUGCUUUGUGGUGUUUCCUCCCAUGUACCUGGCCACGGUGGGGGGCAAUGGCCUCAUUGUGUUGACACUCAGUGUCAGCCAGAGUCUGCGUUCCCCCAUGUACUUCUUCCUUAGCUACUUGUCCUUGGUAGAGAUCAGUUAUUCCUCCACUGUUUUCCCUAAGUUCAUCGCAGACUUAAUGACCAAGAUUAAAACCAUUUCCCUGGAGGGCUGUCUGGCUCAGAUAUUCUUCUUCCAUUUCUUUGGGGUCACUGAGAUACUUUUGCUUGUGGUGAUGGCUUAUGACCACUAUGUAGCCAUCUGCAAGCCUCUUCAUUAUGUGAACAUCAUCAGCCGUCAACUGUGUCAUGUACUAGUGGCUGGUUCCUGGCUGGGCGGCUUUUUACACUCCAUAAUUCAGAUUGUUCUCACCAUCCCGUUGCCCUUCUGUGGCCCCAACGUAAUUGACUACUACUUCUGUGACCUUCAACCAUUAUUCAAGCUUGCCUGCACUGACAUCUUUGUGGAGGGGGUGACUGUAUUGGCCAACAGUGGCUUAAUUUCCUUGUGCUCCUUGCUCAUCUUGUCCUCCUAUAUUGUCAUCUUGGUCAACUUGAGGAAUCAUUCUGCAGAAGGGAGGUGCAAAGCCCUCUCUACGUGUGCCUCCCACAUCACAGUGGUCAUCUUGUUCUUUGGACCUGCCACGUUACUCUACAUGCGGCGAUCUUCUACUUUCACUGCAGAUAUACUAGUGGCUGUGUUCUACACAGCCAUCACCCCCAUGCUGAACCCCAUCAUCUACACACUCAGAAAAGCAGAGGUGAAAGUUGCUAUCAGGAGGUUGUGGAGUAAGAAGAACUCAGGUGUGGAGUGA
Trichechus manatus latirostris (Florida manatee) is the source of this 933-nucleotide messenger RNA. Its product is annotated as olfactory receptor 4B1. Lineage: Eukaryota; Metazoa; Chordata; Mammalia; Sirenia; Trichechidae. Gene Ontology annotation, molecular function: olfactory receptor activity; G protein-coupled receptor activity. The record is from RefSeq and is a predicted model, not a curated record. Gene Ontology annotation, cellular component: plasma membrane. Gene Ontology annotation, biological process: G protein-coupled receptor signaling pathway.